Molecule: messenger RNA, 1855 nt
Organism: Hypoxylon fragiforme
Lineage: Eukaryota; Fungi; Ascomycota; Sordariomycetes; Xylariales; Hypoxylaceae
Exons: 4
Coding region: 384-1571 (395 amino acids)
Source: RefSeq, a predicted model, not a curated record
UAUUUAACAAUAUAUAUCCUAAUACCUUUUCUUUUACACCUCACUCUCUAAUUAUGUAUCCUUCAAUUAUUGAGUUAGUUGUGUCCUAAAACGAUUUAACCUCAUCUACUAGGUAUGAUGAUGUAAAGCCCCUUACACGAUGAUAUUCACAAGCGUUGUCAUGACUCGGCUUGAUCCGGCAAGUCCAACAAAUUGUACAAAUAUAAUAUGAGAAUUAUCCGACGAUAACUUGAACAUGUUGACGUGACCAUUCUUCAAGUUCCGCAGUCUCGUUCCCCUCUAUUCUGAUCCAAAACUCCAAGGGAUUUUGACCUUCACCACCAAACACUCUAUUCUAGGCAGGCGGGCUUGAAGAUAGGGACUUCUAGGUUUCUGUGUUCGAUAUGUCUCGCAUCUCUUCGAUAAUCGACCGCAGCUCAACUCCUGGGAAUGUAGACGGUACACCCCCAGACCACUUCCCAUCUGAUGGGGGGGUAUACGUAUGGCGAACGGCCGUUGUCAUGCCGUUUAUCACCUUUAUCUUCGUGGCCCUGAGGUUAUAUACUCGACUAUAUAUAGUUAAGGCGAAACGUCUCAGACUCGAUGACUGGGUUGUGGCCUUGACUAUGAUAGUCUGUACCGCCCACUCCGUGCUGAUAGCUAAUGCAACAUAUAACGGCAUGGGCCUGCAUGUAUGGCAAUUCACCGAAGAGCUCACCUCGCAAUACCUUCUCUGGCUUGGCAUCGUGUCCCUCUUUUAUGUACUUGGCCUUUGCGGUUUCAAGAGCGCGCUUCUCUUACUGUACAUAGAACUUUUCGGCGUGUACACAAAGUUCAAAUGGACGUGCUACGGGACCUUGUUUUUCACCGUGACCUAUCUAUUCAGCAACUUGGUAAUUGAGUUCUUGGGGUGCCAUCCGAUCGAUAAGAAGUGGCAUCCGGAACUGCCGGGGAAAUGUGUCGACAUCACCGUGUCCGUUAUCUUCUACGGGGCUUGUAAUAUGGCCACUGAUUUAAUUAUUGCCAUCUUGCCCCUCACGAUGAUAUGGAAUCUACAAUUGGCAUCAAUAUGGCAUAAGGUUGGGCUAAGCUUACUAUUAAGUAGUGGUUUUAUUGCUUGGGCCUUUGCCGUAGUCCGCUGGGGAUACGCUACAUAUGGCGUAACCUCGUCCCCCGAUAUUACGGGACUCGGUGGAGUGGCCUUUACCAUGUCGAUACUCGAACUACACACGGGCCUUAUCUGUUGCUGCACGGCAUCCCUAGGACCUCUGUGGAAAGGAUUGGUUUCGUGGUGGGGGAGCUGGAAUAUCGUUGCUCACAGCGCAGGAUCUUCAUUGCCUUCUUUUGUCCGUAAGCCUGGCAAUGGCGGGACUUCUGGCGGGACUGGGGGACCGAGUCACCUGAGCAACGGCUCGGCGCCCUCAAACAAGGGCGAGAUGUCGCGUAACCAGGCAGCCCCUACGAUGAGCUACCCAGGCACGACGCUGAACGAAAGUCGUGAAAUUGUUUACGAUUCUAUGAGUACGCCUGGCUCGAAUGUCAGCGCCUCUGUUAGAGAAGAUGCACCUCCAAGACACGUGGAAGAUGUUUGAAAUUGUAUGUCCUGAGAUAUUGGAUACAGCUGUAUGUCAUUUUCUUGUUCCUGCUCUUGCUCUUGCCGAAUCCCUUGCCGGUCAUUCUAGCCUUUUCACUCAAAUAUCCGACUUUUGGCUGCGCCGUACGCCAAAAAAAAGUUAAAUGGAACACCAAGACUUCGGAUGGUGAUAGUGCUCCGAGUAAACAUCAGGUUACAUUCUCACUAUAGCAUUUCCCGAAUUCGAAGGGGCUAUAGGCACCGCUUUCGGUUUAAAGUAACAUUGCGAUCACCGAAAUAGAU